Laetiporus sulphureus 93-53 is the source of this 2297-nucleotide messenger RNA. RefSeq lists its product as uncharacterized. The record is from RefSeq and is a predicted model, not a curated record. Gene Ontology annotation, biological process: negative regulation of rDNA heterochromatin formation; negative regulation of silent mating-type cassette heterochromatin formation. Lineage: Eukaryota; Fungi; Basidiomycota; Agaricomycetes; Polyporales; Laetiporaceae. The transcript is spliced from 7 exons. Bases 216 to 2129 code for a protein of 637 amino acids. Gene Ontology annotation, cellular component: Rpd3L complex; Rpd3L-Expanded complex.
GGCAACAUCAUACAGAUUGGAAAUAUAACAGUCCUGAUAAAGGCUUAUCCGAGCCGGCACGGCUGAUUGUCGCACGGAGAGGCAAUAAUGGACCUCCGCCAGGGUCACCGCGAAUUCGACCUUGAAUCCCUAUCUUCUUGUCCCUCGACGGCACUCGACCACUACAUCCUCCACGCCUCUGCUGCAUCGACACCACCAUCCUCUGGCGCCAGGCCAUGGCCAAUGUAGCAGUAAUGGGUCCUCCACCCUCUCCGAAGGAGCCCCGCCGCUCAGGCAGACGUUCCGCACCCUCAGCAUCCAAAUCCCCGGCAGGGUCACCAGCCGCUGAUACGGGUCCCAAAGCCAAGGAAAACUCGAUCCGACCAGCUCUCACGACAUCAAACAGCUCGAACAAGAGCAAGCGCAGCAAGCAGGAUGACCACGACGAUGUGCUCGAGGACGUUCGCAAGAAUGGCGUCAACGGAAAUGGAAACGGGCGCGCGAAACGCAAGGGAAGAGACAAAGAGAAGUUAUCUGACGUUGCAAACGGCGAUAGCCACGACGACAUUGCGUAUGUUGACGCGCCUGGUGCGGAGGCGGCGGCAGACGCUGAAGGGGAGAACGAGGAGACGGGUGUCACUCGAUGUAUCUGUGGCGAGGAGGACUCAGACGCUGCCGGAGACGCUAUGGUGCAGUGCGAUCUAUGUGAGGCCUGGCAGCACUGUCUAUGCAUGGGUUACCCCGCCGUCGAAGCCAUCCCUGAUGAGCAUUAUUGCGAGGUGUGCCGGCCUGAUUUAUACGUCGAUCUGCUCAAAAAGCAUGCGAAGCGAGCUCGACAAUCAUCGACCAACUCACAUCACACUGCCGCUGCUAAUCCGUCUCGCGCAUCCCGUUCCCACUCUCCCAUCAUCCAGCCCAAACCGACGAAACGAAGGAAUACCAUGAAUAGCAGGGAUGCCGCAUAUGAGGACAGCGUGCAGGCAUUGAUUGAGGCGACUGCUGCUGAGGCGGCGGCGGCAGCGGCAGCGCAGGAGGCUGCAGAUACGCCUGUCGUCAAUGGUACAGGGAGCGAUGUUAACGGGCACGCGGGGGCCGAACAGGACCCAUUGACGGCUCCAAGCAGUCGGCGAAAGCGCAAACGCUCUGAUGAUGAUGCUGUGGCCUCGAAGCGGACAAGAUCGGCGUCUAUUGCAUCUGAUCGCACAACUGUGGCAAACGCUAUUGCUCGUGAUCCCACACCGGUCGUCAACAAUGUCAAUAUCAAAAACACACCUGCUCCAGCAUCGACGGCGAAGAACCCACGAAAUAGACGAACAAACGCGCGAAAAGCACAAGCGCAGGAUCUGGUGUUGGGAGAAGGAGAGGAAGUCGUGCCAACGUCUGCACGGAAGCAGGCCAACAACCGUUCUAAAGCAACGACGGGGAACGAUCACGGCGGACGACGGGCGCAAGCCAACUCUGUGACCGGCGCUGGCGGAAAUCUUGGCUCACAUGCCAAUUCCUCUGCCGUGUCGCGCGCCUACUACCACUCGCAUGCAUACGCCUUGUCGCAACAGCCUCUCUAUACCUCAUGGGGCUUGCCAGAUCAUCUUGCUCACCUUGAGCCUAUGCUGCCGAGCGAAACACCACGACCAUUAGAAGUCCGAGGAUCUGGCGUCGAUCCUAACGGCCGAGAGUCUCUCGAGCGCACAACCGAGCGAGGAGUGAAAGUAAAGUGGCCGGCAAAACGAAUGAGUGUUGGGGACAUGAACAAGCGCGUUCGAGCGCUGGUGGAAUGGGUGGGAAGGGAACAGGCGAGCGCGUUGGAGAGAAGCAGGCGGAGGGAGUCUCUUGAAAAGGCGUUGAAGGAUGCCCGGGCGUCCAACGAAGAGGAGCCACGGCAAGAUGGAGACACCCAGGUAUCCGAAAAUGGCAAUACUUUGCCAAUAGCGGUAGAGAAUGUGCCUCUCACCGACUCACCACUGCAGGAGAAGCAGUUGAAUCUGCUUGAUGGCAUACUUUCCAUUCCGCAAGAAUCGAAACCGCCAAGCUCGUCGCCGCCGACCAUGAAACUCAUGGAGGAGUUGAUGGAGGAGCUCAUUGACUUCCAGGAGCGCUUUGGACCCGGUGCGAAGACAAAAGAGCGGGAGCGGAGGACGGUCACCUCAUGACGUGUUUAUGGUUUCUCUCGUUCUGUCUUACCAUUUGGAUAGCUAUCGAUUCUCAUCUUUCCGCGCUCUCUUUGUUGUUCCAGUUGUAUGCUUCUGUCCGCUGUAAUAAUUGCUCAUGCCAAUAUUUUCCGAUUGUAUCCGUAAUCGAGCCACUCUUCUCAUACCUCC